Molecule: messenger RNA, 3511 nt
Organism: Dicrocoelium dendriticum
Lineage: Eukaryota; Metazoa; Platyhelminthes; Trematoda; Plagiorchiida; Dicrocoeliidae
Source: the annotation of a GenBank genome assembly
UUGUCACACUACUUGGACACGGAAGAGCUCAGAACGCCGGACCGAAGGAAUAUUACACUACCUACCGAAUAGAAGGAGGCUGUUGUCGGCCUGAAUUCAAGUGCUAUGACAAAGACCUACCGGCUAAUUAAAGGCCUAUCAGCUUGACAAACGUGGUCGUUACAUGAAAAAUUAGUACGAAAUACAGUGGAGAACCAUUUGAAUAGAUUUAUUCUGCUUAGCUUCGUGUGACGUGGUUUUCACAAAAGAUUUGUGUGUCAAACAUACUUACUGCUAGCCCGUGAGAGCCGGGCUGAAGCCGUAAACAGUAGACAUGCGUUGAACGUGGUGUUCAUUACUUCGGCAAGUCCUUUGACACUGUUCCUUAUUCGAUACUCUCACUGAACUUGAGAUCUUACGAAAUAUCUGGUCGCGCUCUCCAGUGGGUGUCAGCUUUACUGGAUGGACGAAAAGUGUAUUGGCUGUAGUGGGCUACUUUUCCGAAUUUGCGUUAUCAUCAUUUCACGAACAGUUUGACUGGAUCCAUCAAGAAGUCGGUGCACCCCUAUCAAUUCCUGGAUCGACGACCCACGCAAGAAGGAACACUUACGGGAUUCAUCCUAUCGUUCCAGUUCCACUUAUCGGGUUUCACCAUCUGAGAUUUUCUUCCCUAAAAUCUUUGUUUGAGAACGGUAAUGGAAUAACGCUGCACAAAAAAUUUGGCUUCUGUCAGUUUUCUCGUGAUCCCAGAGGGCUUGGAAGUGCCAAAUUACCGGACUAUUUUGUCACGGCCUGUCUAUCGUGUUUCAUCGUUCGAGCUCUUCUUCGACGGAUUCCUUGUUUGAAAACUAUUUCGGUAACACUGCACAAAUCUUCGGCUUUUGACAGUUUUCCGUGCUUCAAAAGGACUCCGAAGUCCUAACAUACUCGCAAUCACUUGUGGGUGUCUACAUUGUCACGACGCGACCUCCGCGGAGUCUCCGUACGCCUUGCGGCUUGCUACUCCCCGCUUACGCUGAAUACUUUUUCAUCUGUACGAAAACGCUUGUGUGGAAACUGUCCUACUUGAAAAAGUGCAUCAUAUUGGGUGCCCCCUUAAAAUGCAUGAAAAACGCGUGCACACCUCAGAUCGUAAACGACACCGUCACAGGUCACGGGAGCACGCACGCUCCCCCUUUGACGACGACGAAGCAGCAUCUCAUCCAAAGGAUAAAAGAUCAUCUCGCAAACGUAAUCAUCUUGACGACACACGUGAUCUCCCAAGCGCGCGUCAUGAGGACGUCAAUGAGGGCGGAGGUACCGGAGGCGAAAUCUCAUUGUCCAUUAAAGAGUCAAACGCUUUACGAGCCAAACUGGGGCUUCCUCUCUUGGAGCUUGAUCAGCCACGUGCGGAUGAUGGCGACCGUGUCAUAGACAAUCAAUCAGAGCGAUAUGUUCACUGUCCAGCAAAAGAUUUAAAAAGAAUCCGCGAAACCGAGUCUUUAAAGGAGAAAAUCGAAACUCACAAAGAAAAACGCUCGCUAUAUGAUAAGCUAGCCGCUGCCCGCUUAUAUGAGCCCGCCGAAAAAGAAACUCCUGCCAGUUCAUGGGUUGAAAAAAUUCGCGAGAAAGAACGUAUUAAGAAACAAGCACAGGAGCGAGCCAAGCUAAUUAGCGAAAUGGAUGAACAGUUGGAAGUAGAAGUACCCACCGAAGAUAUCUCAACGAGGGAGACCUACAGUUCUCGUGACCUCUCUGGUCUACGCGUUGAGCAUAAAAUUGACCAUUUUGACGAAGGUCGAUCGGUUAUCCUAACCCUCAAGGAUAAAGGUGUGUUGGAAGAUGGUGACGACAACGAUGUGCUAGUCAACGUCAACAUGGUGGACGAUGAAAAGGCGGAGAAAAAUCGCGAAAAUCUUCGGAAAACCGCUGGCUUGGCUGGUAUUGAGGACGAAGAGAGUGAGGAGGUGCUGUUGGGCUUGCGAAAAAAGGGUGUUUUGAGCAAGUACGAUGCUGAGAUCCAGGGUAUGCAAAAAACGCAAUUCACUAUCGGAUCAGAGGGUUCCUACAUGCCCGAAUCGGAGAGGCUGUUGGCACAGUUGAAAGAGGAGCUUCGUGCUGGGAAGCACUCACUUCCGGAUACGGAGCUUCGUGUGGCCUCGGAAUACUACUCGCCUGAAGAAUUAAAGGCAAAGUUUAAAAAGCGUACUCGUCGGGUGAAAAGGUGCACUCGAAUAGUACUCACAGCCGACGACCUCAUGGACAACGAGUCUCUCACCACCGUACCACAGGCAGCAAGCACAUUUAACCUGGAAAAUUUCACCUCCAGACAAAGCAAAACGAAUUUAAUUGAACAAACCAUCUUUGCACCCAGCACUUCCUAUGUUCCAGCUUCACCAGACAUCUCUUCCGCACCUAUCGAAGAUGACGAUGAAUUGCGCAACGAGAUAGAACAAACUAUUAAUCGCGUUGUCAAAGCAAAAUCAGCAGUUUACGUUAAGCCAGAAGACGUAGCUGCACAGCUUUUGGAACGUAAACGCGAACAGGUGGAAGAUGCUAAACGCACAGGUACCAGUUCUGGCUCCGCGACUGGUGUCGUAUUUGAUUCAACUGCGGAAUUUUACAAAUCUAUUGGUAGUGGGAUUCAAGAAACAAUGCGGCAGCACGCACGAUUGAAUCAAAUAAAACCAGAAGACUAUUCAGAUGAUGAAAAGCCGGGGCCCUUACUUGAAGUUGACUGGAAGGCCGCAAAAAGAGAAGGCGACGGGGCAUCAACGGAUGGCGGUGACAUUUCAGAUGAUGAGUCAAAACCCACGAACCACUGGCAUUCCGUCAUCGACGACCAAUACGGCCCACGUCCGUUUCCCCACCGAAAGCGCGAUGCCUCAAUUGGCGAACCACCGGCGAAUGCGCAUGAAGAAGUUCACCUCACGGGUGUAUUGGACGAUGAACCUUGUUUGGACUCUGGAAUAUUCUCGGCUCUAAAGCUGGCAGAGAAGAAGGGUUACAUAGAAAAAGGAAAGGAAAAGAGAACCGGCGCAGGCACCAUGGUAAAUUUAAUGGCGAAACAUUUCGUACAAGAAGACAUUCGGUAUGAUGAUAUUGACGCCAAAUUCGCCAAGCGCGACCGUUACUCCGGGCCAUUAAGCGAAUUCAAAGAAAUGAAAAACUUCAAACCUGAUGUGAAGCUUGAGUACGUAGAUGAACUGGGUCGUCAGCUAAAUGCAAAGGAAGCUUUCAGACAGCUGAGCCACAAAUUCCAUGGGAAAGGUUCCGGAAAAAAUAAGACGGAGAAGCGGAUGAAAAAGAUCAAGGAGGAGUUUCUCCUCAAAGCAAGCGCCAGUUCUGACACUCCACUGGGAACGGCUGAAAAGCUAAACAAGAAGUUGCAGUCAAUUUCACAGCCAUACGUCAUUCUGAGUGGGAAGAACGCAGCUGUAAAAAACCUGACGAAGUGACAGGUGCCACCUUCUUUUGAUUGCUUGUUUCUUCUAUCUUCGCUGGAUGCUGUCCUCUCUGUACAUAUGUCUCAAAUAAAUCCGCUAUAUUUCAA